Messenger RNA from Lathyrus oleraceus (garden pea), 1750 nucleotides. Its product is annotated as inositol-tetrakisphosphate 1-kinase 3. Lineage: Eukaryota; Viridiplantae; Streptophyta; Magnoliopsida; Fabales; Fabaceae. Gene Ontology annotation, cellular component: cytoplasm. The record is from RefSeq and is a predicted model, not a curated record. Gene Ontology annotation, molecular function: inositol-1,3,4-trisphosphate 5-kinase activity; ATP binding; inositol-3,4,5,6-tetrakisphosphate 1-kinase activity. The coding region runs from base 264 to 1292 and encodes 342 amino acids. Gene Ontology annotation, biological process: inositol trisphosphate metabolic process. The transcript has 10 exons.
UCUCAUUUCGUUCAUUCUAAAAAAACCCAAUCCACACUUUUUCUUCUCUCUGCAAACUGAAUAUUCCUCUUUUGUUUUUCCUAUAAAUUCAUCAUAAAUUACUCACACAUUACACCAAUUUCACUAACGAAAUUCCCUUUCUCAAUUUCAAUUUUCAUAAUCUUGUUUUUGACUCUCAAGUUUUUCGAUUUCGUAUUGAUUUUGAGGUGAAUUGAUUGGAAAAGGGAAAAAGAUUUGAUCUUUGAAUCAGGGGUGUUUUCGGUAUGAGGCUAAACGGAGAGUUUUCGAGCGGCGAAGAAGAAGAAGUAAUGGAGAAAUCUGAGGUCGGUACGACGCCGUUUUCGGGACAGAAAGUUGUUGUUGGGUAUGCGUUAACGGCUAAGAAGAAGAAAAGCUUUCUGCAACCGAAUUUCAUUUCUCUUGCAAGGAGCAAGGGCAUAUACUUUGUUGCUAUUGAUGUGAACAAACCACUGUCAGAACAAGGUCCAUUUGAUAUUGUCUUGCAUAAGUUGUCAGGAGAGGAAUGGCGUGAUAUUAUCGAGGAUUUCAGGCAAAAACAUCCCGAUGUAAUUGUUCUUGAUCCCCCAGAUGCAAUUCAACAUUUACACAAUCGCCAAUCCAUGCUUCAAGAUGUGGUGGAUCUAAACUUAUCUGAGAGCUACGGCAAGGUUGGCAUCCCUAGUCAGCUAGUUAUCACAAAAGACAAAGACUCAUCUAGUAUCCCAUAUGAAGUCACCAAAGCUGGGUUGAAGUUGCCAUUAGUUGCGAAACCUCUAGUUGUUGAUGGCACUGCAAAGUCACAUGAACUAUUUCUUGCUUAUGAUGAGUUCUCUCUUUCAGAGCUUGAACCUCCUCUGGUUCUACAAGAGUUUGUGAAUCAUGGCGGUCUUCUCUUUAAGAUCUAUAUUGUUGGGGAAAGCAUAAAGGUUGUGAGGCGUUUCUCUCUUCCCAAUAUCAGUAAACGCGAGCUAUCAAAAGUCGCUGGUGUAUACCGUUUUCCAAGAGUUUCAUGUGCAGCAGCUUCUGCAGAUGAUGCCGAUCUAGAUCCUAGUAUUGCCGAACACCCACCAAGAUCUUUGUUGGAAAAGCUUGCAAAGGAGCUUCGACAUAGAUUGGGACUUCGAAUGUUCAACGUAGAUAUGAUUCGAGAAUACGGGACCAAGGAUGUAUUUUAUGUCAUUGACAUCAACUACUUUCCAGGGUAUGGAAAAAUGCCAAACUACGAGCCUGUAUUUACGGAUUUUCUACUUAACCUAAUGCAGAACAAAUGUAAGAAGAAACUUACUGUCUAAAGCCAGAACAGUUAGAAGGAACGGUCGCGUUUAACAGAAUAUUUUCUGUUUUCUUUUCAGUUCUUGUUAAUUAAUACGAAAAUAUCACUGUUUUCGUUUUAUUUCUUAAAAUAUUUAUGAAGGAAACAUAUUUGAUGUUUUCAUUGUUUUCUUUACAAAUAUUUAAAGGAUAGGAAAUAAAAUAAAAAUAAAAGUGAUAUUUUUAAUAUUAUUAACAAAAACAAGAAAUAAAAACAAUAAAACAUUAUUUUUACUAAAUAGGUCAUUAGAUUAGACAAAUGAAUAGAAUGUUGAUGAUUAGUGGCUUUCUUGUAAGUUGAAGAACAAUACACUGUUAACAACUUUGUCUACAAAUUGGCAUGGAAUGUCAAUGAGCUGCCAAAAUAUUCGAAAGGAUGAAAUGUGUUUGUCUAAUCUCUCUAUGUAUAUCACUCGACCAAAAGAGCUUUUGUUGUGAA